GUGAACAUUUCUCAAGAAAUCGCGAAGGAGUUAGCGGAAAAUGCGAAGGCUAUCGCUUCGCCAGGAAAAGGCAUUCUCGCCGCUGAUGAAUCAACUGGUGGGCGGUUACAGUUGCCUAUCUGCUCAGCUAUCUCAGUAGAGAAUACAGAGGCCAAUCGAGCAGCUUAUCGUGAUCUGCUUUUCACAUCCAAGGGAAUUGGGAACUACGUUAGUGGGGCAAUCCUGUUUGAGGAGACACUGUUCCAGAAGAGCCCAUCAGGCACACCUAUGGUCCAGCUCUUGAAGAAUGAAGGUAUUAUUCCGGGUAUCAAAGUCGACAAAGGCCUAGCUACACUUCCAGGAACAGACGACGAAAAAGCAACGCUGGGUCUAGACGGACUCGCCGAAAGAUGCCAAGACUAUUAUAAAGCCGGCGCGCGCUUUGCCAAGUGGCGUGCUGUCCUCAGUAUUGACCAGGCAAAAGGCAAACCGUCGAACUUAUCUAUCCUCGAGGUUGCUCAUGGCCUCGCUCGCUACGCGGCAAUAUGCCAAGCCAACAGAUUGGUGCCAAUCGUUGAGCCUGAAAUUCUAACGGACGGGAACCAUGACAUCUCCGUGUGUGCGGAGGUAACGGAGCGGGUGCUCGCGGCGGUUUUCAAAGCUCUCAGUGAUCACCAUGUUUUGCUAGAAGGAGCACUGCUCAAACCAAACAUGGUGACACAGGGUUCUGACUGUCCCACGAAGGCCACACCUGAAGAGGUUGCCUUCUACACCGUGCGAGCCCUCAGACGCACCGUGCCACCCGCUCUGCCCGGCGUCAUGUUUCUUUCUGGCGGCCAGUCAGAGGAAGAGGCCUCUGUAAACUUGAACGCAAUGAACAUGAUGGGACCACAUCCCUGGGCUCUAUCAUUCUCUUACGGCCGAGCACUGCAAGCUUCUUGCCUCAACGCAUGGAAGGGAAAACCCGCGAACAAGGACAAUGCUCAGAAAGUCCUUCUUGAACGAGCAAAAGCAAACAGCGAGGCUCAGCUUGGAAAAUACCAAGGUGGUGCUGGUGGAGCUGCUGCCGCUUCUUCUCUGUAUGAAAAACGUUAUGUAUACUGA
Molecule: messenger RNA, 1083 nt
Organism: Neospora caninum
Lineage: Eukaryota; Apicomplexa; Conoidasida; Eucoccidiorida; Sarcocystidae
Exons: 2
Biological process (GO): glycolytic process; fructose 1,6-bisphosphate metabolic process
Cellular component (GO): cytosol
Molecular function (GO): fructose-bisphosphate aldolase activity
Source: RefSeq, a predicted model, not a curated record